CCAACAUGGCAGAGGCUGUGGUCAGUCUUCAUUUGACUUGGAAUGGUUUCAAAUCGCAAACAACCGCGCUUAACCUGAACACCCAUUCAUCAAGCAUAUCCAGUGGAUCGAUGUUACUCUAAUCUUUGAAGCAGCACUGUCAUAUAUACACAGGCUUGAAGACAUGAUCACUAGCACCGGUAUUUAUGGCCUAAAGAUGCAGUGGACCCCAGAGCAUGCACAGUGGGCCGAGCAGCACUUUGAUAUCUCCUCCACCACACGCUCUCCUGCACACAAAGUGGAGGCCUACCGGGGGCACCUGCAGCGCACCUAUCAGUACGCCUGGGCCAACGACGACAUCUCUGCACUCACCGCCUCCAACCUGCUGAAGAAAUACGCAGAGAAGUACUCUGGGAUUUUAGAGGGUCCGAGUGAGCGAGCGCUGCUCUGCUCCUAUUCCGAUGGCACUCCUGGACUCCUGAAUGGACGUAAGUCAGAGAGUGAGUCCUGGCAGGAGGGGAUUUACCCAAUGAACUGCGCUCCAGAUGUUUUAUCUGUGAGCAAAUCUGGAAUGACAGCUGCCCUUCCCCCAACAGACGUGUCGGCCAGCAUAGGUAGCACCCCAAGGGGGGCCAGCAGCCUGACCGAGCCCAGCUAUUCCAGCAGUAACUGUGGGAGUCACACAGCCACCAGUCUACACUCUGGUCUGUCCUCUCAGGAAUACGCUACGGGCUACAAUGGCUCCUACCUGCACUCUAGUUACAGCGGGCAGACCGCCUCAGGCCUCCCCUCUCCAUUGCACAAUGCUGGUCUCCUACAACCCCCGCCCCCACCCCCACCACCUCCCCCUACUCUAGUGCCCAGCUACAACGCGGGGUCUCCCAACCUCUCCAACUACAAUUAUCCUCCGACAGGGUAUCCCCCACAGACAGCUGUUGCCCCUAGCUAUAGCCCUGGGGGAGCCCCACCUCCCUCUGCCUAUCUGCCAUCAGGCAUCGCAGCUCCCACGCCCCUAACCCCCUCUACACUCCCUGGCUAUAGCUACCAGUCCCAUAACCAUGCACCAAUUGCACCAACACCUUUGAAUGGCAGCUCAGCCAACUCAUUGAAAAGAAAAGCUUUCUACAUGACGGGGCAUGGAGAUAUGGACUCCAGCUAUAGUAAUUUCAACUACAACCAACAGCGCUCCUCACAAAGCCCUAUGUACAGAAUACCAGACAACAGCAUCUCAGACUCAAGCAGAGGGAAUGGAUUUGACAGGAAUGCUGAUCCGUCAUCUUUAGCAUUUAAGCACACGAAGCAGCCAAUAUCCUCAGAUCAGCAAAGAAAAUGUUGCAGUCAGUCUGGCCGAGCAUUAACCCCUCCCUCCUAUGGAUCAACCAAAAGCUCUGUGGGAGGCCUGAGAUCGGGCGAGUCCUUUGGAAAGUUUGGAACCCCCAUAAUGAAUGAGCACAGUGAAGAGCAUAGACAGCUCCUCUCCCAUUCCAUAGCAGGGUCGGACAUUGGCAGCGCUACCUCAUCCAGCCACACUGCAGAGGAGCAGCUGAAGAACAGUGAUGCCAACCUCGUGGAGUUGGUCACCACAGAGAUCCUUCAGCCCGGUCCCCCAGUAGACUGGAAUGACAUUGCAGGUCUGGAGCUGGCCAAAGCAGCCAUCAAAGAAGAGAUUCUGUGGCCCAUUUUGAGGCCAGACAUGUUCAGUGGACUUGCCACAUUACCUCGGAGCCUCCUUCUCUUCGGACCUCAGGGAACAGGCAGAACACUGCUGGGCCGCUGCAUGGCCAGCCAGCUGGGGGCUGCCUUCCUGCGGCUCAGUGGCUCAGCCCUGGUGACCAAGUGGCUGGGAGAGGGAGAGAAGAUUGUCCAGGCCUCCUUCCUGGUAGCCAGGUGUCGCCAGCCCUCAGUGGUGUUCAUCAGUGAGGUGGACAUGCUGCUUUCGGCCCAGCUCAGCGAGGAGAGCCCAGUGAAUAGGAUCAAGAGCGAGCUCCUCAUGCAGCUGGACAGUGUGCUGACCUCAGCCGAGGACCACGUCCUGGUGGUCUGCUCCUCCAGCAAGCCUGAGGAGAUCCAAGAGUCCCUGAGGAGGUACUUCACCAAACGGCUUCUCAUCCCCCUACCUGACAGCACAGCACGACACCAGAUAAUCAGCCAACUGCUCUCACAGCACAACUAUUGCCUCAGUGACAAAGAGCUGUCACUGCUGGUCCAGCGGACGGAGGGCUUUUCAGGACUGGACGUGGCCCGGCUGUGCCAUGAGGCAGUAGUAGGACCGAUACAUGGCAUCCCAGCUUCUGACCUCUCAGCCAUCCAUCCCAGCCAGAUGAGACCAGUCUCUUACCAAGACUUUGACAAUGUAUUUAGCAAAUUCCAGUCCAACAUAUCACAAAAAGAACUGGACACAUACACCGAAUGGAAUAAAAUGUUUGGUUGCAGUCAAUGAAACUGAAGCAUUCGAACACGUGGGAAGGAAACCCCUUUCAGAAGGAUACCAUUUAGAAUUCUCAGUAAACAGGAAGUGGACAAGAGAAUAAUACAGGUCGUGGUGACUUUAACACCUGCAGUACAGUAAAGGCGUAAAGGUAGGCCUUAGAGAAGCGGAGGCAUGCUUUACACAACGGCUGGCAAUCUGCACACAACACAUAGAGAAAUGUUAUUUUGAUGCUUGAAACGGAUGAGGCCAAGCAUCGCCUACCAAGGUGCAAGUGGGUAGACUUUAACAGGAUGGAACCCCUGUGUGUAUAUAUCAGUUUGCUGUUCUGGAGAUUUAGUUGCUAUCAAGUGCCUGAAGUGGUGCUCUUUUAUUUUAUAAUAUUAUCUCUUCGCCUCACAAUCUACAUUGAUGGCAUGUGCUAAUAUAAAAAGCUUUAAUAUGAGACAAAAACUACAAAAUUGCUUUUUUUCCAUUGAAACAGUAUUCCUCAACUGUGUCUGUUUUGCGCUCUCUGUGGACAGUAGAAAGUACAUGUGUUACUGGUAAUCUGAACCCUAAUUUAUAGACAUCAUUUAUUUUGAUGUUCUCUCUUUAUGAAAACUCAGGAAAGUGAUUGUGAUAUGUACAGUACCUCAAAGAUUGUUUCAAAGCACUAAACAUUUGGCUUGCGUUUGAAUUUGCAUUAUCAAAAAUGGAGGGUUUACGGUACCUGGAAAGGCUAAAAAUGAGUAUGACAUUGAAUGUACCAGAGUGAUUCUGGAGUAUUUGGAAGACAAACGGAGAAGUGUCGUGUUUUUCUUUGCAAUUUCCCAAGUGAAGAAUCCUAUUGUGAAUAUAGUUUUAUUUGAUAUGUGGCAAAGAUGGAGGAAUGACGUUUCUUUUAUCAACUACAACACAUUCGACCGGCCUUCAUCGACCGGCCACAGUACAUUAAGAGAACACAUUUUUAGGAUGUAUGUUUUUGCUAAACCUCAUCUGUAGGAGAAAGCAUAGCAUAUGUAUUUGUCGAAUAUUGUCAGCAGCUUAAAUUUGUAUCUCAUCUGCAGAUAAAACUGUCCGGCCACUUGCGGAGAAAUGUGUAAGGCUGAAAACGAGCCUCUCGAGGUUGAAACAGACCGUUUCCUCCAAGGUAUUUCAUUCCAUCCCGCUGCUAGUUUAUCACGAAUGAAAACGAAGGAUUAUGUAUGCCCUAAGUUUUCUACCUCAGUUUAUUAGUUUUCUCUGAAAGCAGAAUCUAAGGUUAGGGCAAGAUGACAGAGCCUAUUUCGCUCAUUAAACUAUGAAGCCUUUUGAGGGAACAAAAAAGCUGCCUUGCUGACAACAAAAUCAGCUUAAGUUAGUGUUACGCCAGUGUCGUCCCCAUUCAUAGACACCUAUGUACAUGGAGUAUUCAUUUCUCAGAACAUGAGCAGGGUGGUCUUGAAAAGGGGUCUGGAGACGUGUGUCCGUUAGCCCUAUCUUUAAGCCCUUGGUCUAGGGUCAUUUCUUACAGCAAAGCUAUGUUGUUACUAACUAUCAGUGUUUAGUAAUGUGCCAGAAAAGGGGCAAUGGAGACACAAGGCCUGAUGAAUGCAUGAAAAAGCCUUGCAUUUGUUUUUUGUUUUUUGUUCCCCCCCCCCGCUAUAGCAGUAUGAAAACUGUCAGAACGCACGAGUGCAUUGAAAGGGAUGUCCUACAGUACCACUGAAAGUAUUAUCAGUACAGCGCAACUGCACUGAGGGAUCUUGGGUUUGAGUUCACCCGCAUUUCAACGUGAUAUUUUCCCAAUUUGUGUUUCAUACGUCUUUCUCAGCUUAUUGUGUUUACAAUGACAACAUAUAUAUUGUUCACCUCCAAUGGCGGCACUUACUGAGCAACAGGAGGCUGUAGAAUCACUGGCUGUCUAUGACUGUUUCAUGUUCUAGUGUAGUCUUAUGACCAACGUUAACCUGGCAACAGCUGCUUUUUCAUGUUACACUAUUAUAAAGAAUAACAGCUGCACAAGAAACAACACUCCGAUUUUGCUAUAUGGCUUUUAUUGCCAUAGUUAGAUGGGAUAAAAGUCCCCUGAAGUUAAGUGUAGUUAACCAAAUGCACUUUUGAAGCUUUGUUUUGUCAUACAACAAUUUGUUGUCAAGUCUCCACUUGAAGCCAAAGUGAAAUCAACAGUUUUAUUUUGACAUAAGAUAUUUAAACUGAAACUGGCAAUUACUUACUUUAAUAGCGAGGUAAGCAAUUUUGCUUAUGCCAAUAGGGCAUGUUUAUUCAUGAAUUUAAGGCAAAGCAAUUAAACAUAUUGAAACGAGCUGUUCAACAAGUUAUUUAUACAUUACAAUACACUACAUUACACUAAUUAUACAAGCAGUAGAACAGGAAAAACUAAGGGAUGAGAAGAAAAACUUCACUAACAUCCAAACAAAUACAGUUUCUCAAAGUAAUUUCGUUUGGAGGGCAACAAUGUAAAGGAUAGGCCUUUAAGUACAACGAACUGGCUACGGAAAGGUUGAUAAGCACAUCUAUUCUCCUUCACGUCUGACGUCAACGUUAAUCACUUGAAUGUUGCUUUCCAGCCUGUAUCACUUGUCCCUCUGGGUGGGUUUUUUGUUUCCCGAGCUGCUCUAGACGUCGGCUUCAUCUUUAUGUCGUUCUUAUCCGUUAUCCUAUUUAAACGUUUGUUCUUUAUAACCAUUUCUACCUCAUUGCUACAUAUUGUACAUGUAGUACUUACGUUCUGUCUUUUUUUGAAUGUCAUGCAUUUGUACAAAAAUAAAGAAACAAAAACAAACGACGGCAACAACAACAACAAAAAAACGCUAAAAGAAAAAAAAUGGACCAAAAAAUGAACAGCUUACCUCCGAAAGACAGUCCUUACACCAGAACAGUAUUAUCAGCAGAACUGAGAAGACACAUUAGUGAGUGUGAAGUUGACGCUGAUGCAUACAUGAGAUACUGACUUCUGUGGGAUAUAUAGGUACUCAUAAUGCCACAUUUCUGCAAGUAUAUUGUGGGCUGUAUAGGUCUUUCUCUAGGGUCUCCAAUGCAAAUUCCGUUUUUAAACUAGAAUGUACUUUGCUUUAAUAUUUUGUGAACUGUUGUAGUGCGCAUGUUAAUGUGUCUUUGUGUGCACUUACAAUUCAAUGUGUAAGUGUGUUGGGUUAACAUAUUUAGAUAUGUGAAAUUACAAAUUUAUACAUUUCAUACAUAUGUACAGGAAAUAAACUUGCACAUAUGUGUACUCAAUGUACAUUUGCUAUUGAUAUAUACAUAUUAAAAUGCACCACAUACAGUACAGUACAUGUUUAUAUGUGUGUAUGUAUUGCCAUACCUACAGUAAACGUCAAUGUAUUUUCAUCUAUUCCAAGGUACAGUACAAAAAAAAAAAAACACAUAAAAUAUUGAAUAAAGAUGUUUUUUUUCUGGAAA
Messenger RNA from Oncorhynchus mykiss (rainbow trout), 5812 nucleotides. The record is from RefSeq and is a predicted model, not a curated record. NCBI's taxonomy places the organism in Eukaryota, Metazoa, Chordata, Actinopteri, Salmoniformes, Salmonidae.